Anopheles stephensi (Asian malaria mosquito) is the source of this 7280-nucleotide messenger RNA. Its product is annotated as cilia- and flagella-associated protein 298. NCBI's taxonomy places the organism in Eukaryota, Metazoa, Arthropoda, Insecta, Diptera, Culicidae. Gene Ontology annotation, molecular function: sodium channel regulator activity. The coding region runs from base 1809 to 3341 and encodes 510 amino acids. The transcript has 3 exons. Gene Ontology annotation, biological process: regulation of cilium movement; regulation of sodium ion transport. The record is from RefSeq and is a predicted model, not a curated record.
GUACGUGAGAACGUUCAAAUGUGAUAAUAUCCAUAAGCUAUGUGUUUAGGGAAACUUUAGUUUUCUUGUUUGAUCAGUUGUACAUAGUGCAGCUAUGCAAUAGCGGGGACAUUUACUACAAUGGUCAUCAGAUGAGCGGGCUCUUGGAGAAAGGUCUCCAAAGGCACGCGGCUCGGUGCGAGCCCUCGAAGCCUCACGAGUGGUGAGAGCAGAAAAAGGAACAGAUAAAUAAAAUUAUUUAUAAUUCAAAAUCACAGUGAAACACAUGCAAUAGUUAUGUAAAGCCGGGCCGGGCGGGAGCAUGAGAGUGUGAUGGGUCGGCAGCAGAACAGCAGCAGCAGCAGUAGCAGGCAGCCGAAUCGUAAAGGAUAAAGUGAAACAGUGAAAACCAUUCAAGGAUCUCAGCACCGACAUUGCUCGCCAAAGUGUGGUAGCGGAAUAUACGCUAUGCAAAGAACAAAGACACACAUAGACCUCGUACUGCAUCUGUGGCGUUCGAUUGGUGUUCCUCGGCGUUUGGCGAGUCCUAUCGUAAGGAAGGCGAGAAAGACGAGGAACACCGACAGUGGCCAAAUGGUGGAGCAAUAACAGCGCCAGCAGAGCUCACCGUAGUGUCGUCAGUGGCUAGGUGGGGCGUUAGUGUGUGUAUGUGUGUGUGUGCGUUUGUAUACCUUGGUAUACUACUGUGCACUAACUCUCCUGCUGCUAUCCGGCGUUAGUUUGUGUGUGUCUGUGUGUGCGCGCGCGUGUAGAUAAAUAUAGUGCGGUAGAUGGAUGUGGUGCCAACCAUCCUGCGAGAACGGGUGCUCGAGAACGUACAGUAGUGACAUUACUGCAAAAACAACCAGCCAGAAUCAACAACAACAGUCGAACACAGUCGCCGAGGUCACCGCCAGCCGACCGCGAAGUAUCAUAAACGUCAAGCGUCCGUUUUGCUUCAGUUAAACCUUCGAGGAGUUCUCCAUCCCAUCCUGCAAGCACCACCGGUGGAAAGAAGGAAAAUUCGCACUACCAUUUCCUUUUUUUUCGUUUUCCAUUUUUCCGUUUUCGUUGUGCCUUCGUUUCAUGUGCCGUGUCUUUCCGUUCGGUGCGUUCCUAAAGUGUUUUAUUUAGUUUUUCCUUUCCAUUUCAUCCGCGGCACGACAUCACCCGUCGUCCCGUUGCCCAAAACUCUUGAGCUCCUGCGUUCUCGGUUUGCUUUGCACGAAACACGGUACGGAACGCACAUGCCAUCUGACGCGACAUCCUGGCAUAAUAACUCGCCCCCGGUCAGGUGGGUGCAAUAAACACGGCACACUGGCGCACGCUAGCAGUGCUGAGAAAUGUGGUUCGUGAGAACCUGGGCAUGUUUCUCGUUUGCGUAAGAAAUCGUUUAGUAGUUAAAGAAGAACAAGAGACUGCUGCAGGCUUAUUAUCGGCUAAAGUGAAGGUGCGCUACGCAAUCGAUGCCGAUCCGUGCCGAUCGUGGAUGAAUAAUGGAUGCUCCAUAAGAGGGAGCCGUUGCUCACAACAGCCGGUAGUGUGAUUGUAGUGUUGUGAAUGUCCCUACAACUCAGCAAAUGAUUGCUUUUGGGUGCGAAAAUUUUGGCAACAAGUGACCUCGUACUAGAGUGUAGGGAUUCAAUCGUGCGACAACCGAUCACCGAAGUACUUCGCGUCCAAAGGCUCGAGUGUGUAACGCAUCACACUAAAUCAUCAGCAAACUAAGCUAACAAACCCACACGCAGACACACACACACGUACACAUCUAAAUAUAAGUGCAAACUAUCAGCCACCCCGAAACGUAGUCGGUCCUGCAGGCAGCAGAUAUGGAUGAGGAAAUCGUCCCUCGUACACUGCGCGAAAAGGCACUGUUCUAUACUACGGCCUUCUUUAUCCUGCUUGGCACCUUUAGCCUGUUCGCUUUCCUGUUUCUGGUACCGUUUGUGAUCGAACCCGCAUUCCAGACCAUCUUCAUGCAGUUCGAUGAGUCACCGGCCCUGUGCGUGACCGCCUACAAUGAGCAUCUGUACGGGGCCAAGAACUGUUCCUGGGCGUCGUGUCGCGAAGGCUGCACCAAGGACAUCUACGAGUGCCAGCAGAUACGCGUCAAUUACAAGACGGCCGCCCAGCUAGCGGCCGCCGCCGCCAAGGAAGCCGCCGGUACGGAUACGCCCGGCACAGCCCCAUCGCACCUGUCGUCACCGGCCCAGCCGGGCGCGUCGACGGCGAUCACUGCAACAAAAACCACUGGUGAUAGUAGCAUUAGUAGAGAGGAGAGUAGAGAUAAUAGUAUAGCUAGUAGUUCCAAUAGCGUAGGCAACAACAAACCGGCAAGCGGCAAGCAGCCAAUCAGCACCUCCGACGGUGCGUCCCGACCGAUCGGCGCUGGCGUUCCGGCCGGUGCGCAGAAUAGCAGAUACGGCAGUGCGCUGAAUCGCUUCGAGCGUGCGAUCCGGGCCGAUUACGACUAUGGCGAUAUGCUGGUGGAGAACAGCAACGGGCUGAACGGUUUCGGCGACCCGAAGAACGGGUUCAUCAGCUCGAUCAUCGACGACGAGAACGCGUUCAUCGAGUACCCGGAGGAGAUGACUGGGCUGAUGGGCAACAACUCCGAGUGGUACUUUACCGGCGCUCGGCUCUACCCGAACGUGAAGGGAUGCGGCUAUCCGCCGAUGCUGAACUGUACCAUCUGGACCAAGAAGUACUGGACGAUCGGGACGAACUUUACCUGCUAUUAUUCGCGCGUUGAUCCCGAGCUCGUGAUCAGCGAUCUGGACAUGUGGCAGAACACGCUCAAUCUCGUGUACGCCAUGGCCAUCCCGAUACCGUCGUUUAUCAUCUCGGUGAUCUAUCUCGCGUUCGCGUACUUCGUCAUCUUCAACGAGGACGAGGAGGCCGCGCUGCUGGACAAGAACGGAGAGGAUGAGGCCGGCGAGGACGAUCUGCAGGAAACGGACGAGGGUAACGAUAACAAGAUCAACAACGAGAACGAAGUCGAAGUGACCGCAAACCACAUCAACGAAAAGCAGCAGCACCAGGAAUCGAUGGACGAGGACAAUGUGCAUACGACGACCACGACUCCGAUCCAGCCACUACCGAACGGUACUGCCAACUCCAUCAACAACACCAACACGACCGCGACCACCAACACGAACGGUUCGUCCAAACCGAUCACGCCCAACUCCACCUCCGACCUAAACUCCUUCGGCCACCAGCUGAAGGUGAAGAUGGCCGACGAAAUGUCGCGCGAAAGCAUCGAUGGCGGUUUGCUUUCGAACUCGGCAUCAUUUCAAGGAAACUUGAGCAAGACGAUGACGACCAGUAUCUCGACUCCGCCUGGUCCGAUAGCCGCAGUCUGAAACGUCAAGUGCACGGUCUGGAGGACGUUAAGUUUAAAUUUACUAAGUAAGAAUCUGCUUAUCUUAUGAUUGUUGAAGCCGUUGCCUGGUGAACGCUGAAACACUUCUAGCGGUGCGCAUCAAACUUUCGCCUCUACGCGGACGCUGCAACGCUGCAGAAAAAAAUCCACUAGAAAACUAGCAACUAUAUCAUUCAUGCGCAUCUAGCUAAUGACCAUUAUCGAAAGCAAUGCAAGGCAAACCAUACGAGCACAAAAGCGAACGAGCAGCUAUUAGCAGACAGCAAAAGAAAGUCUCACAAUUUGGGACACUAAUCUUGACACACGAACUACGAUCGCGCAACAAAUCAUGCGAAUGACGAGCGAGCGCAAAUGAGUUCCCACGCAGAGAGCAGAGGAGAAUGAUCGCGAGCGAGACAGUAAUGCACUAGCUUCGUAACGCCGUAACGCGAUCAAUAACGCCGUGUAACACAGGCAGGAUUGUACGAGUGUAAACAAACGCGAUGUGUGUUACUUUUGGGUAAAAGCUAUUUGCUGUUUGCUUCUUUUUUAAACAUUUAGAUGUAAACAUAAGGCAAUGCACAAAUGCAGCCUGCUUUUGUGCGGCGAAAGAAUGGGCCAAAGUACUAUUUAAUUUUGCAUCUAUUUUCGCUUGAUCAAGAAAGGGUUUUAAAUGUCGGGCAGAAAGCAACACAAUGAUACGGUACGUUUAAAUGUUAAAAAAAAACUACUACAAAGUGGAAAAGGGUUCCAAUUUGCUUUAAGACACGAUUGUUCGGCAUUAGUUUGCGAUUGUCCGAUUAGUGUGCCCACAGUGUAUGUGUUGGUAGAUUGAACGGAUGAUGGAGCUGUUUCACACACUCUCUGCCUCGUAGUGAAGUUGAUGAACUGUCGUAGAAGGGGUAGUCAGCCGAUGACGGGUCUAAACACACACACACACAGAUCAUUGCUAUCAAGGGCGCGUUUCAGGAAGAGAGUUUACUAGUGUGCAACAUUAUUUAUUGCAAUUCCCACAGAGGAUAGAUAUUACGGAUGAUAAAGCAAGCAAGCUAACAAGCUGAGGCAUGAGGAACUGUUGAUAGAUUUUUACCGAACUAGAUUAUUAGAAUGAAUAAGCCACAGCAGCAGCAUAAGUACAGACAAAACAGCACACAACUGAUGUAGAAUAGUCCCAAUAGCAGAAAUUUGUAGCGCGCAUAAGAGAAAGCGAGAGAGCGAGAUAGACAGAAAUAGGGAAAAAGUAGUUCGGACAAUGCAUGGAAUGGGGUGGAACAAACAAACAAAAAACACAUAAUAAUCAUAACCGUCAGCCGGAACAAAGUUUACAAAAAAAACCAAAAACAAAGCAAAAUGCAAACGCGCCAUUUCGUUGAAACUAUCUCUAAAAUGAUGUAGCUAAUGAAGGUUUUAUAUGGAGAGGUGGGAAAGAUAGCAUGGGAUGAAAUUUAGCAUUACCGAUAUCGCUGGGAGGAUCUAAAUUUUUUUCGUAGACUAGGAAAUCAGAACAUAAUUUAAUGCAAAAGAAAGGAAAGGAAAGAAAAACAGUCUUACAAAGAGAGAGAGAGAGAGAGAGAGAGAGAGCGAACCGAGUGUUAAUUAUUGGAAAAAGGGAGCAUAGUCAAGUAUGGUUUUACAAAUUUAACCCCUUUUUGAGGCUUGUUUUCGAUUUUCGAGGAGCUCACUACAAAUAACGACAGAGCUAGCGAUGGGCAAGUCCACUUUACAUUAAUUUAAAAUGCCCACAAUUUUUGUCUUGCUUUACACUUCUGCCGCAAAGAUUUUUAAACGGAAGAACUAGACGUAACGUGCUAAUAGUGUUGCAAUCCUUUCGUUGUUCCGGGUGGGGCCCUGUUAUUAGUGUACACACGUGCUGAUGAGUGCAAACCAUAUUAUAAGCGGGCGGUACUUUUAAACGCCUUCCACAAUGCUUACCAAAGUCACCUAGAGCAAUACGGUUGUAAAAAAAAACUUUCGAGGCUGUUUCUUGUACUCAUCUGUCUGUCUCUGGGUGUGAUCGUUUUCCUACCGCGCUCGUACAUCCAAUCGUUCCGUCUGCAAAGUGUUAAGUUUUCCUGAUGUUCCAAAACGCUAAUAUUCAUUGGCUGCUUGAAUUAAAGCCCGAAAAUCGAUGGACGGAUGUAUGUCUAUCGUUUCGUUUUUUUUCUAUAUACAUAUAUAUUUCUAUAUAUACCUUUGUGACUGUUUCUUCUGCUAAACGUGUUAAACAAGAACAACAAAAAACGAAACAGAAUCCUUGUAAAAAAUGUCUGAAAUUGAAUCAAUCAAUCAAAUAAAAACAAAAGCAAACAAAAAGCAAAACUAAGCAACAAAAAGCACAUAAAAAUAGUUAUAAAUUUUCCAAAUUUUAGCAAAACAAAACUGAGGCAAAAGUAAAGAGUGAAAGUGGGUAGAGUGGUGAGGCAAGCUGAGAGAAAAAAAGACGUACACAGUGAGCUCUGGUGCAUUGAACACUUCAAGAUGUUUAAAAUCUCAAAAGCUUUGCUAGUUUAAAAAGCUUCAUCACAAGAAAGUAAGAAACAAACAACAACAAAAAAAAACGGCAAAAAUAUAACUAUUCAUAUUAUUAACGAUAAAAGAGAGAAAACCCACAUUGUGCAUCCAAGAGGACGGAACGAGGGAAAGCGUUAAAAAUGCGUUACAAAUUCUCCGCUAUAAGCUCAUAAGAAAUAGCUCAUAUUCGAAGUGCGUGCGAAAACAAAACCAACAACAAAAAAAACAAUUACUCAUCUGAUCAUCUAAUUUUGAGACAACUUGACGUAAAUCUUAUGUAAAGAGCGAAGAGCAGAACGCAACACAAUCAUUCACACACCUUCACACACGAGCAACUGCGACAAAAUCGAUUACUUGUAAGCAGGAUGGAACGGAAUGUUACACACAGUUAGGCUUGUUGUGGUUUUUUCUUUUAACAAAAAAAAAUUGAAACUAUCGAUCACAAUUCAGAGCUUUUGUCGAGAUGGGGCGACGGCGGGUCGUGUUGUUGCCGGUGUUGCGUCUUUGACAUUGAUGGCCAUUGCAUUAGUAGCUCUACAAUUUAACUACCACCGUCCGUUCCAAAGAAGUAACAAAAAUUGUCCAUUGCAAUGAGACAGCUUGUGCUCAAUCAGGUAUAAUAUCAUCCAACGUUCAUACGCUCGCUGCUAGCGCAAAGCUGUAACUGGAAAUGCAUACGGCAUCAGCAACACUCACAACACACACACUUACAAAGUUUAGUAUUUGCAAGAAGCGACAACGCACAUUUAGCUGCCGAGUGCAUGCCACAUGUUUGUACAUAAAAAGGGGGUCUUUGGAUUGCAGAAGUCAUACAAACAAAUGCUACACAAUAGCAGUGAAGAAAAUAUAGAAUUAAAACCGAAACAUACACACACACACAUUUAGGUUGAACUAAACACAUACAAACAAACAGUAACUGGAGAAACGGAAAAGGAAAGAAAAACCAUACAAAACAAGAAAACUACUACCAAUACUGCUGCUACUAGUGAGUGGCGGUACCGCGUGAGUGAACGAUACUUACAAAUCCAACACCGAUCUUCUUAUGCUAUCUUGUGUUUUUCAAAAACAAAACAAAAACAACCAAAAGAAAAUUUUAUUGAGAUUGCAACGAAACAAAAUGCCACGUGUUGGUUAGUAAACGUUUAGUUGACGUGCUUAAUUUGCCUUACCCAAAGAUGGACAGCUGUACAUCCAACGGAAACCACACCACGAAGAAACCACACAAACCCUUUUCUGCCAGACCAGCAGGUUGUGUAGUAGCGGGAAGAUUUGUUUUUUUUUCGACUUUAAACAUAUAUUUCUCCCACUGAUAUGUAUCGCCUUGUGAUUGCUAAUUUUUAAUUUGUACAAGAGUGACGUCAUGAAAUGCGAAUACUUAGCCCCGGCAUGAGUAAAAUCUAUUGAGAAUAAAUAAAAUGUGAAAGCUUUA